AUGGCUUCUGAUAAAAGCUCCUCCGUGCAUGGUGCGGAAGAGAAACACGUAGAACAUGCACUCCACGACGGCGGAAAGGAUGGAGGUCUCAACGUCGCCGCCGUGCUGCAAGAUGUCGAAUCUACGGAACCUCYCCGAGAGUCUCCAGAGAUCCGCAGGGUUGUGCGCAAAAUCGAUCUUCGCCUUCUUCCCGUCCUAGCCACCAUCUACUCCUUUGCCCUCAUCGAUAGAGUCAACCUGCCGAAUGCACGCAUCGCAGGCAUGAACGAGGAUCUUGGUCUCUCGAUCGGGAACAGAUAUACUCUGCUGUCCAUGAUGUUCUUUGUACCAUACAUUCUCUUUCAAUUCCCUGCGAAUAUCGCGAUCCGAAAGAUUGGAGCGGGAAUCUGGUUGCCUGGGCUUGCAUCUGCCUGGGGUGCGGUGACUUUGGGAAUGGGAUUCACCAAGAGUUGGACGGUGUUGUUGGGAUGUAGAGUGCUUUUGGGGGUACUGGAGGCUGGGUUCUACCCUGGCUGCGUAUUCCUGCUUUCCUGCUGGUAUGUGAGAUUUGAAGUGCAGAAAAGGUUCAGUGCCUUCUACUUGCUGGCUUUGCUCUCUUCGGGCUUUUCGAAUAUUCUUGCAUGGGGACUCAGUCAGAUGGAUGGGGUUGGAGGACUGAGAGGCUGGAGAUGGAUCUUUAUCAUGCAAGGAAUCAUCACUGUUGUCCUCGCUGGAGUGGGCUUCGUCUUCAUCGUGGGCUUCCCCGAUCAAGCGACCCAWCCUGGUUUGAUCAUCAGGAAGCCGUUCAUGACGGUUGAGGAGUCGGCCAUCGUGCUCGCACGCAUCGACCGAGAUCGUGGAGAUGCYGUCGUCGACAAGCUAACGAAGCAGAAUGUUCUGAAGUACCUUGGAGAUUGGAAGCUUUGGGAAUGGGCCUGGCUCUACCUCCUCAACAACACAGUAACCUACUCCUUUGCCUUCUUCCUCCCCAUCAUCCUCAAGAACGAAAUGGGCUACACAACAGCCAUGUCGCAAAUCCUCUCUUUCCCACCUUAUGUCGCGGCAGCGCCUUGGAUGCUCUUCACGGCUUGGUUCGCGGAUCGCUAUCAUAAGCGGGGCUUGGUACUGAUCUGGAACUGUGGUGCGGCGAUUGUGGGUGUUGCUAUGAUGGGCUUUGCGUAUGAUAAUCCCGCGGCGAGGUACGCGGGUGUGUAUCUGGGAGUUUGUGGGGCGAAUUCCAACGUGCCGACUAUUUUGUCGUAUAUGCAUAAUAAUAUUGUCGGGCAGAUGAAGAGGUCAGUGGCGAGUGCGCUGCUCAUUGGAGGUGGUGCGGUCGGCGGCAUCGCUGCCUCCAACAUCUUCAGACAGCAGGACGCUCCUCGAUAUGUACCAGCUAUGAUUGCGGUGAUUGCCACUCAAGCCCUCACUAUCUUGCACGUCUUGAAGAACUUUUACGUUUAUUCGAGGAAGAAUCGCAAGGCUGAUCGUGGGGAGACUGUUGUGGAGGGACAGCAGGGUUUUAGGUAUACGCUUUAG
This is a messenger RNA of Ramularia collo-cygni, 1515 nucleotides long. RefSeq names its product related to permease of the major facilitator superfamily. Gene Ontology annotation, molecular function: transmembrane transporter activity. Lineage: Eukaryota; Fungi; Ascomycota; Dothideomycetes; Mycosphaerellales; Mycosphaerellaceae. Gene Ontology annotation, biological process: transmembrane transport. Gene Ontology annotation, cellular component: membrane. The transcript has 7 exons. The record is from RefSeq and is a predicted model, not a curated record. The coding region runs from base 1 to 1515 and encodes 504 amino acids.